AUGCCGUAUUGUAGUGUAUUUGGUUGUAGUAACAAUAAAGGAACGCAUAGAUUUCCUAAUCGCGAUAAUUCACCUGUGCGUUUUAAUAAAUGGACCAAUUUUUGCAAGCGUAAACUUUUUAAACCAACUAAUAAUUCUGUGAUAUGUUCUCAUCAUUUUAAAAGUCAAGAUUUUGAUGACUCAGACAUUUUAAAACAAAAAUUAUUGGGAGACAAAUACAAGUUAAGAUCACCCCGCUUAAAACCAGGUACGGUACCAACAAUAUUUGUAAUAAAUAAUGAUAAAAAUAGCGAUGGUAAUGCAACAACUAAAAAACCCCGUUCUGAAAGAAUAAAAAAUCAAGAAAAAAAAGAUAUGGUUGAGAGUUUAAUCGCUAAAAAAUCAAAUAUUGAUUCAUAUGAACAUAAUAAAAAGGAGGUAAAGUUAAGUUGUACGGAGGAUAAUAUAAGUGAUGUAGAAGAAAACGCGUCAUAUACAGAUAAUGAUUUUUAUGAUGAUCCCGAUUUUGAGUGUGAAAAUGAGGAGGAAGACUACACUGAAGAAUUUGAUAAUGUUGAAAAUACCGAAAUAAAAUAUUGUUUAGUAUUUAUUAAUUCAUUACUAACACUGUUUACAGUUUGUAAUAUUUGUAAAAGUAAAAUAAUAAAUAAAAAAUGGUACGCAAUUGGUGCAACAAUAUGUGUAAGAUCAGAAUGUAGCGAAGGUCACUCAUCAAAAUGGUUUUCACAGCCUGUUAAUAAACAAUUUUCUAAGGGUCACGUACAUAUUGCUACAUCUAUACUUUUAUCUGGUACUUUAUUUGCUACGUUUAAAGUAUUUUGUUCAAGUUUAAAACUUGUAAUGUUUAGUAGAACAACAUACGAUAAAAUUAUGAAUAAAUAUUCUUACCCUCUAAUCGAAAAAAUAUGGGAGAAAAAGAGAACAGAACAGAUGAAUUAUGUCAAGGAAAGUGGACAGUUAUGGAUUGCUGGAGAUGGUCAGUACGAUUCACCUGGUUUUUGUGCCAAAUAUUGUACUUAUACUUUUAUGGACAUUAAUUCUGGUUGUAUAGUAGAUUUUCAAUUAAUUCAAAAAAAAAUGAUGCCGGGAGAUUUAGAAAAAAAUGCUUGUAAACAAUUAAUUGAUAAAUUAAUAGGUACCGAUAAAUGCAAAAUUGAUUUAUUAUUAACCGACCGCCAUGUAGGAAUAAGGCAUUUGUUGAAAACAUCUUACCCAGAAAUCACACAUGAAUUUGAUUUAUGGCAUUUAUCUAAAAGCCUAAUGAAAAAAUUUAAAACAAUUAAUAAAAAAUACGAAGAAGUUUUGGCAUGGAAGCAAUCCAUAAGUAAUCAUUUAUGGUGGUCGGCACAAACAUGCAAUGGCGAUUCUGAAGUAUUAGUCACAAAAUUUACAUCUAUAUUGAAACAUAUUAAAAACGUUCAUGAAUGGGAAGAGGAUGGAUUAAAAAAACUUGUGAACAUCCACCAUUAA
Molecule: messenger RNA, 1470 nt
Organism: Macrosiphum euphorbiae (potato aphid)
Lineage: Eukaryota; Metazoa; Arthropoda; Insecta; Hemiptera; Aphididae
Source: the annotation of a GenBank genome assembly